Molecule: messenger RNA, 2139 nt
Organism: Acomys russatus (golden spiny mouse)
Lineage: Eukaryota; Metazoa; Chordata; Mammalia; Rodentia; Muridae
Gene: Dnajc2
Product: DnaJ heat shock protein family (Hsp40) member C2
Exons: 17
Coding region: 185-2053 (622 amino acids)
Biological process (GO): regulation of translational fidelity; 'de novo' cotranslational protein folding
Cellular component (GO): cytosol
Molecular function (GO): ribosome binding; Hsp70 protein binding
Source: RefSeq, a predicted model, not a curated record
GGGGUGGGAUUCGCGUCCGCACCGCGUAAGCACCAUCCCGGAAGUGCUUACUGGUCGUCUCCAUGCGCCGGUUCCUGGGCGUAAAGCCUAGGCGCGAGGCUCAGACCCGCAGGUAGAGCGGACGCCGAGGGCCGGCCUGCUGGACGUGAGCCGCGGCGCCCGCGGGGGCCAGCCCCCAGCCAUCAUGCUGCUCCUGCCGAGCGCCGCGGAGGGCCAGGGCACCGCCAUCACCCACGCUCUGACCUCCGCCUCUGCACUCUGCCAAGUUGAACCUGUGGGAAGAUGGUUUGAAGCUUUUGUUAAGAGGAGGAACAGAAAUGCUUCUACCUCUUUUCAGGAGCUGGAGGAUAAGAAAGAGUUGUCAGAGGAAUCGGAAGAUGAAGAGUUACAGUUAGAAGAGUUCCCCAUGCUGAAAACACUUGAUCCCAAAGACUGGAAGAAUCAAGAUCACUAUGCAGUUCUUGGACUUGGCCACGUCAGGUACAAAGCUACACAGAGACAGAUCAAAGCAGCUCAUAAAGCAAUGGUCUUAAAACAUCACCCAGACAAACGGAAAGCAGCUGGGGAGCCGAUCAAGGAAGGCGACAACGACUACUUCACCUGUAUAACUAAAGCAUAUGAAAUGUUGUCUGAUCCAGUGAAAAGACGGGCAUUUAACAGUGUAGAUCCUACUUUUGACAACUCAGUUCCUUCUAAAAGUGAAGCAAAGGACAAUUUUUUUCAAGUGUUUUCUCCAGUGUUUGAAAGGAAUUCCAGAUGGUCAAAUAAAAAAAAUGUUCCCAAACUUGGUGAUAUGAACUCAUCGUUUGAAGAUGUAGAUGCAUUUUAUUCUUUCUGGUAUAAUUUUGAUUCUUGGAGAGAAUUUUCUUAUUUAGAUGAAGAAGAAAAAGAAAAAGCAGAGUGCCGUGAUGAGAGGAGGUGGAUUGAAAAGCAGAACAGAGCAACAAGGGCACAGAGGAAAAAGGAGGAGAUGAACAGAAUUAGGACACUAGUUGAUAAUGCUUACAGUUGUGACCCAAGGAUAAAAAAGUUUAAGGAAGAAGAAAAGGCCAAGAAAGAAGCAGAAAAGAAAGCAAAAGCAGACGCCAGACGGAAGGAACAGGAAGCCAAAGAAAAGCAAAGACAAGCUGAAUUAGAAGCUGCUCGGCUGGCUAAGGAGAAGGAGGAGGAAGAAGUUAGACAGCAGGCAUUGUUGGCCAAGAAGGAAAAGGAUAUCCAGAAAAAGGCCAUUAAAAAGGAAAGGCAGAAACUCCGGAACUCAUGCAAGAGCUGGAAUCACUUCUCAGACAGUGAGGCGGACCGCGUUAAAAUGAUGGAAGAAGUGGAAAAGCUUUGUGACCGGCUUGAACUAGCAAGCUUACAGUGCUUGAACGAAACACUGACGACAUCCACGCGAGAAGCAGGAAAGGCUGCCCUUGAAAAGCAGAUAGAAGAAGUAAAUGAGCAAAUGAGGAAAGAGAAGGAGGAAGCUGACGCUCGCAUGCGGCAAGCAUCUAAGAAUGCAGAGAAGUCAACUGGUGGAAGUGGGAGUGGCAGUAAGAAUUGGUCAGAAGAUGAUCUGCAGUUACUAAUUAAAGCUGUCAACCUCUUCCCUGCUGGAACAAACUCAAGAUGGGAAGUCAUUGCUAAUUAUAUGAACAUACAUUCUUCUUCUGGCAUCAAAAGAACUGCCAAAGAUGUUAUUGGCAAGGCCAAAAGCCUCCAAAAACUCGACCCUCAUCAAAAAGAUGACAUUAACAAAAAGGCUUUUGAUAAGUUUAAAAAGGAGCAUGGAGUGGCCCCUCAGGCUGACAGUGCAGCCCCCUCAGAACGAUUUGAAGCAGGGCCCUGCACAGAUUUCACCCCUUGGACAACAGAAGAACAGAAACUUUUAGAACAGGCUUUGAAAACGUAUCCAGUGAACACUCCUGAAAGAUGGGAAAAGAUAGCUGAGGCGGUUCCUGGCAGGACGAAGAAGGACUGCAUGAGACGAUACAAGGAACUCGUCGAGAUGGUCAAAGCAAAGAAAGCUGCUCAGGAGCAAGUAUUGAAUGCAAGCAGAGCCAAGAAAUGACGAGGCAGCCUUUGCUGUGUGCACUUUUAUAAUAAAACUGAAAAUAUUGUACACAUUUUCACUUGGGGUUAUGGUGCUCAUUUAAG